AUGGAUCCAUCAGUGCAAAAUGCGGUCCAGGCAAAGAUAGCAGCAGACGCAGCCGCGGCCGAAGCCGCACCCGCGUAUGACGGCGCCGCACCCAACGCCGCUGCACCCAACGCCGCCGCCGCAGACGCUGCCGCCGCUGUAAACGCUGCCGCAGCCGCUGUCGCAGCCGCCGACGCAGCCGCAGCUGCAGCCGCUCCCCCGGCAGCCGUGCACAACGGCGGCGACGCCCCCCCGGCAAACAACGGACCAGAGGAGGGUGCCGGCGCGAACCCACUCGGCGGUAUCCAGGCCAUGCUCACCCAGUUCAUGAACGCUCACCAAGCUCAAAUGGCGGCCUUACACCAACAGGUGGCGCAGCAGGGACAGAUCCUGCAGCAGCAGCAGCAGCAGCAGCAGCAGCAGCAGCUGCAGCAGCAGCCACAACAGCAGCAGCAGCCACAGCAGCAGCAGCAACAACCCGCCGGCGGCUUUCUUCCUCCCGUCAACGCACCGGUGGUGGCCGCUAGCGCCGCGCCGCCCGCCCCGGCGACCGCGGGGUCGAAGAUGACGGAGAAGAUGAGGGCUGAGGACUGGAAAGCGACGGGCCCCCUGUGGCUCCUCGCGCGGGGCGGAUUCGACACUCGCGCCCCGGUCGACGUGCCCUUCGUUAAAAUGGUCGCCGGCGAAUACUCACACAUCACAGAGCAGGGAGGGAAACAGAUGUGUAGCCUGACGGACAUAAAAAUCGAGCACUGUUUCCCGCCCAAGUCCGCCAACGCCGCCCUCGCUGCCAUGCCCGUAACGGUCCACUUCGACACCUUCAUCACCGUGCUGUUCAAAACGAUCGAGUACGGCAUGGACACGGCCGAGGAGAAUGCCAAGCUUCGCGUCGCGGCCUGGAGGGCGGAGUUCGCAUCGAUUACAAGGAAGCUGGCUACGUACCUCACCCUCCACUACACAGGCCUGCAGCCCCAUGAAAACCGGGUCCGCAACGUCCUCCUGGAUGCCAUCAACCGCGGCUUGGAAGACGGUUUCCGCAUUUUACACAAGAUGGCAUACGACCUACGCUGGACGCACCAGGACGGCCCCCCCACCGCGGACGCCACGGAUGCCGUCCCAUUUCCGCGAUUCAAGCUCCUGAAGACCUUGCUCGAGGAAGAUCACACCCAGAGUCUCGCGGAAAAGGCAGCCCAAUGGCCUCUCCCCACCGUGGCCGCCGCCCUCGCCCCCGCCACGAGUGCAAAGCGGAAGAGCGGAACGGCCGGGGCCAAGACAGCGACAACCAAGCGGCAGCGGACCACGACCACGACCCCGACGUGCCCCCCCGGUUUUUGCAAGGGAUGGUGGUUCAGCCGCCAGUGCCGUAUCCCAGACUGCCAACUCCACCACGUACACGCCGGUCCCGCCUCCGCCACCUCCGCCGCUUCCCCACCCCCGCAGGUCCCGCCACCCCCGCAGGCCCCGCCGCAGCAGGCGGCGGCGCCGCAGCCGCUACCAUCGCAGCAGCAGCAGCAGCAGCAGCUCCGCCAGCCCAGCGUGGGCAACUUCAGCAUGACGGUCCACGGCGGCAGGGGCGGUGGAGGAGGGAACCAGGGGCGCGGCGCCGGAGGGAGGGGCGGCGGGGGGAGGGGAGGUGCGGGAGGGGAGUCAGGACACGCUGGUACCUGGUUCGCCGACGUCGCCAGGUCCGUGGGGCCUCGGGACGCGCCCACGCCGGGGUCGGUUUCGCCGGCCCUGUUUCACGGUGAGCAACUCAAGUUGAGCAAUAGCGGUCGCGCAGCAAGGUAUAGGUGGACCAACCACACGAACCCGUCUGGUAGCUCCACAAACCUCGACGUAGCCGAAUCUCGCCCACCUGUACGAUCGGAUAGUAGGUUGUCCCCACACUCCAGGGCCAGAACCCUCGAAAUGUCGGCACAACCACCGUUUCCUACACGAAUUGACGAGAUGCCGCCACGAACACGCGAAGCAGACCAACGAGUAUCACCUCUUACCACAAAGAUAGACACGUCAUGUCACCUGUCUCCCACACAAGCCGCAGACGUAGCUGUGUCGGACACAGGGAGACUUUCGUCUCUCCCACAACGCGUAGAAGUCGGCGUUUCGGACACGGGGCUCGCCUCGCCUCUCACACGCCCCCCGGGGUAUUCCGUGUCAGACGCGCGGCAGCCAACGUCUCCAACGCCGCUCGCAGCCUUGAAGGAGUCAGCGGCGACCCAUCGCCCGUCGCGCACACAGCCCCACGAGGCACGUGUACCAGACGAGGCACGAUCGACGUUUCUCACUUCGGUCACCGCGCCUGGCGCGUCAGACACGACCUGUCCUCGAAGUCCCACCCUGCCAGAAAUGGUCCAAGGGUCGGCACUACGACGACAACCGUCUCUCACGCACCACGCAAACUUUACCCCCACGCAGCAGCUCCAGCGCAAUAUACAACCUCCUGUAGGACUGCGCUCGACCUACACCACGGAACAACGAGUCUUGCGUCAUCGUAGCCCUCCCCACGUCGGGUCAUCAUCGAUUCCCAAUGGCCAAGGGCGCAGUGAAACACAGCGAAAACACGUGGCGAGGUGGCACGAGGACAGAGCAACACUCGGAAAAACAAACCUUGAACAACCAGAGAGAGAACAAAUUCUGUAUCAACUAGCAGAGGUUUGCACACAAAUGAUGCGAGACAACCGUGGUUCGGUAGGGAAGGUAGCACGGUCGCUCGGCGGAACCCUGGUCACACCACCGGUAGACCCGAACCACGUCAGACAAUAUUUUGGGGACCUAAAAGGUUUUCCACAGAUCGAAGAACUGAUGACAAUCGUUACUGGAGGGGUACCAGUGAGUGCCCCCCCGUCUAAAGCGGACCUUGCAAGCGCACUGAACUACGGAAACCACCGGUCGGCUGACGAGCACCUACCACUCAUUUGGAAGAAACUCGCAGAGGAUGUACGAAGAGAGAGAUGUCUCGUUAUUCAAAAAUCGGCGGCGUAUGAAAUCCCAAACCUCCGCGUGUCGCCGCUGGGAGCGGUCGUUACCCACAAGGUUAGGAUAAUCAACGACUUGUCUUUCGACGCUGACAACAAAGGAGUAAAAGGAGGUCUCAACGCUGACACAGACGUCGACAGUGUACCCCCUAGCCUCUGCGCCGAAGCUCUGCCAAAAUUCCUGUCGGAGCUAGUUAGCCUUCGAGCCAAAAACCCGAAGCUCCGCAUCCUCAUGUCAACGACGGACGUCAACGACGCCUAUCGCAACGUUCGAGUAGAACCUGAGCAAGCGCACAACUUCAGCUACGUAGUCGACGACCUCGUCGUCAUCGAUUUCCGCCUGACUUUCGGUUGGACCGGCUCGCCGGGACAUUUCGGAGUUAUGGCGUCCGCGGCUGAACACUCGCACUGUAAUACCAAUCUCGACAGCGUGCAGUUGCUGCCCGAAGGAGUAAACAUGAUGAAGCAUGUAAAAAUCGUUGAACCGUGGGAGGAAGGCGACCCUACGCCCGUGCCGGACGACGCCACAGUUCACGCCACAAAAGGAGGCGAUCGGUCGAGCAAUUUUAUGUCAGUCGUUUACGUAGAUGAUCACGGCCUCCUGAGAACCCAGCAAUCGCCCGACGACUUGUCAGCGCUGACCGUGUCCGCGUCUUUAGCAUCAGACUACGUUCGCUUGUUCGGCCCGGGAGAACCGGGGGAGACUCCUAUACUCGCGCCGAAGAAGAGUUCGAAUUGGGACACGCAGCUUGAAUACUUAGGUUUCGUCAUCGACUCGCACAAGCUAAAAAUCUCUUUGACGACAAAGAAAGCAGAGGCGUUAAAAACAGCCUUAGAAAUCGACUGGCCGCGCCACAAGCGUGAAGCGACAGCGCAAGAAGUGUUUAGCAUAGCCGGGAAGCUGUGGAACCUCACGUACGUGGUUCGGGCCGGAAAGUACUUCGUCUGGAGGUUGUUGAGACUCACAGGACUCCACAGGAAACACACGAGAAACUGUAGCCACGUUGUAGAACUAGGGAGAGAGUUCCACGACGACCUAGAUUUUUUCAGGUGGGCAAUCGAACACGAAUUGCUCACAGCUGGAGAGUCGCUGAACGCCCCGUGCUACGGUGUCGUAAAACGCCAGCCAAAACGACUUUAUCUAUCAGACGCUAGUUUCGACGCCAUUGGCGGCUUCUGUCCAGAAAAAAGGGUGUUUUGGCGAUACGACUUGCCCUUGGACUUCGCAACCGAAUUGAAACAAAAGGCCGCGCGUCGGGAGACCUGUAGCGUCACGAUCAAUCUACUCGAACUCGUGGGCAUGGUAAUGACCGCCUGGGUAAUGCACAGCCUCGUAGGGGAUCGCCCAAAAAACAACAACGACCCUGUCUUGAUGCGAGGUGACAACAUGGCGGCCGUCACAUGGUCAAACCGGUGCGGCGGGGCCAGAGACAAACGCGCGUGUUUGAUGAUGAGAAUGCUAGGACGACUCGAGAUUUCGGGAGAAUGGAGUUACGAGGCAAAACACAUCCCGGGCGUAAAAAACACGCUCGCGGACGGGAUUUCUCGAUGGCCAAGGUCGGAACUAGCCGAUAGGGUCCAAAGAUUCACCAACACAAACGAUUGGCGCGAAAUACCACUCGGUUCACGCGGAGAAAAAGUGUGUUCCUUCGUGCUGCAGAAAAAGAACCUACAACCCCGUCACGAUCGAACGUUAUGGAAUCUCAUGAUGACACCUCACUAAAAUUCAUCGACAAAACACCCCCGUGACCUCCAACGUUAUCCUCGAACCCUCCGCUUACGGACGCUUCAGGAACAGGGCGGGAAGG
Messenger RNA from Ectocarpus sp. CCAP 1310/34, 4762 nucleotides. The record is from the annotation of a GenBank genome assembly. NCBI's taxonomy places the organism in Eukaryota, Phaeophyceae, Ectocarpales, Ectocarpaceae.